UCCAUCUAGAGGCAGGUGGGCGUUCAGAUGCCGACGUCCCGCUUCCAGUCGCCGAACCAUAUCCACCUCUUUCUUCCUCCCACAAAAUCUCUAGACGCCGACUCGUCGCUCACUCUCCUUGUUUCUACCCCCCUUCGAGAACACCUCACCUCCCUGACAAUCCAAUCAAGAUGGCGCCUCUACAGGUUCUCAUGGUUGGGACGGGCGAAUACACCACGGGCUUUGUUGGCGGGGGAGCUUCCACCUCCGACAAGAAAGUUGGUGUCGUGGGUUUGACACUGUUCGAUCUUCGCCGCCGGGGGAAAGUGGGAAAUCUGAGCAUGGUCGGAGUCAGCGGCGACAAAUUCCCAGCAAUCCGCGAACAUCUGCAAAAGAACAUCUCUCAGGCAUACAAUGGCCUGGACGUGUCUUUUGACGAGUUCCCCAAGGAGGGCAAACGCGACCCAGAUGCCUACAAGGAAGCAAUCGAUGCCUUGCCCAAGGGCAGUGCCAUUACCAUCUUCACACCAGACACCACCCAUUACCCAAUUGCCCUGUAUGCGAUUGAACGCGGCCUUCACGUGUUGAUUACGAAACCCGCCGUCAAGCUCUUGGAGCAUCACCAAACAUUGCUCGCGGCAGCAAAGAAACACAACGUUUUUGUUUACAUCGAGCACCAUAAGCGAUACGAUCCUGCAUACGCCGAUGCUCGUUUCAGGGCCACGAAGCUUGGUGAUUUCAACUACUUCUACUCAUACAUGUCACAGCCCAAGAGCCAACUUGAGACGUUCAAAGCAUGGGCAGGCAAAGACUCCGAUAUUUCCUAUUAUUUGAACUCCCACCACGUCGACAUCAACGAGUCCAUGGUUCCCGACUUUACACCUGUUCGGGUGAUGGCAAGCGGAGCAAGAGGCAUCGCAACGGACCUUGGCUGUGUUGAGGGAACUGAGGACACCAUCACCCUCCUCACUGACUGGGUAAAGAAAGAUGGAUCAGGCAAGCGGGCAACAGGUGUCUACACAGCUGGCUGGGCGGCGCCUCAGAAGGCUGGCGUUCAUUCAAAUCAAUACUUUCACUACAUGGCAAGUAAAGGCGAAGUUCGAAUCAAUCAAGCCAAACGUGGUUACGACGUCACGGACGAUGACACCGGCUUGCUCUGGUACAAUCCAUUUUAUAUGAAGUAUGCACCUGAUGAAGAGGGCAACUUCGCUGGCCAGAUCGGUUACGGGUACAUCUCGUUUGAGAAGUUCGUUGACGCGGUCAACGCUCUAAACGAGGGCAAGCUUACCCUCGAGGAUUUGGAUGCUCGCCCGCUUCCCACACUCAAGAACACCAUCGCGACUACAGCCAUUCUAGAGGCCGGCCGACGGUCUUUGGAUGAGAACAGGCCGAUUGACAUCGUUCAAGAAAAUGGCAUCUGGUCGCUAAAGUAAAGAUGGCUGGUUCACACCUGGUUUUGAUUAUCAUGACGAAUGAAUGCAUACUUUGUUU
Molecule: messenger RNA, 1470 nt
Organism: Periconia digitata
Lineage: Eukaryota; Fungi; Ascomycota; Dothideomycetes; Pleosporales; Periconiaceae
Source: the annotation of a GenBank genome assembly